UUACAUUUUCGUUAAGAGUUUAAGUUUAUUGUAAAUUUAACUGUAACAUGACGUCCACACAAAUCGUGACCGAGAAUAAAGUUCAUCUCACACACGAAUGUGGAACAAGGGCCACUUUUACGCCCUCGAGCCUCCAGCACUUGAUCCCUCCCAUACCGGUACACUGCUCUCCAUUCACUCGUAUGCAGAUGAUCUUCCCUGGAGGUGGGACGAGGGCCGGGGGAAUUCGACGUGUCUCUGAAAGCUCUUAAAAACGCGAAUUUCCGCGUCUUCACUUCAACCACCUUCAAAAACUUCACCUGCAGUCUCCGCUCGCCCCGCCUCCAGAGCCGAGCGCACUCCACCGGAGAAAGAUGCCUGGAAACACAACACAAAACCCGGAUCUGCAGAGGUCCACUAAUGUGAUCUAUCAGGCCCAUCAUGUCAGUCGCAGUAAGAGAGGGCAGGUUGUUGGAACUAGAGGCGGUUUCAGAGGAUGCACAGUCUGGCUCACAGGUUUGUCGGGGGCUGGCAAAACAACGGUGGGCUUUGCGUUAGAGGAGUAUCUGGUGUCCCACAGUAUUCCCUGCUACUCUCUGGAUGGUGAUAACAUCCGUCACGGCCUCAAUAAGAACCUGGGCUUCAGUUCUGAGGAUCGCGAGGAGAAUGUCCGGCGUAUUGCAGAGGUGGCCAAACUGUUUGCAGAUGCUGGGCUGGUCUGCAUCACUAGUUUCAUCUCGCCGUUUACCAAAGACCGCGCAGACGCCCGGCGCAUCAUUGAAAGUGCAGGCUUGCCUUUUUUCGAGGUGUUUGUGAAUGCUCCUUUGGAAGUCUGUGAGAGCAGAGACGUUAAAGGGCUUUACAAGAAAGCAAGAGCUGGAGAGAUUAAAGGCUUCACAGGUAUAGAUUCUCAGUAUGAGCGCCCAGAGGCCCCUGAACUGAUUCUGAAGACGGAAGAGCUCACGGUGAAUGAGUGCAUCCAGCAGGUGGUGGACAUGCUGAAGGAGCAGAACAUCGUUCCCAGUGGAGUUGUUGAGAUUAAUGAACUCUUUGUGCCUGAGAACAGACUCAAGCUGGCACAGGCAGAGGCCAGCACCCUUCCUGCUAUCAACAUCACCAAGUUGGACUUGCAGUGGGUGCAGGUGUUGGCUGAAGGGUGGGCUAGUCCUCUUAAAGGCUUCAUGACAGAGAGAGAAUACCUACAGGUUCUGCACUUCAACAACCUCCUGGAUGGUGGUACCAUCAACCUCUCGAUACCCAUUGUUCUUCCUGUUGCGACGAAGAUUAAAGAACAUUUAAAUGGCAGUGUGGCUGUGGCUCUGGAGUACCAAGGAAAACCUGUCGCCAUAUUACGAAACCCAGAGUUCUUUCCACAUCGAAAGGAAGAACGAUGUGCUCACCAAUGGGGAACAACCUGCCCCAAGCACCCUUACAUAAAGAUGGUAAUGGAAAGCGGCGAUUGGUUGGUAGGGGGUCAGCUGGAGGUGUUUGAGGGAAUCAGAUGGGACGAUGGGCUGGAUCAAUACCGCCUCACUCCACGGGAAAUAAAGCAGAGAUUUAAAGACAUGAAAGCAGACGCCGUGUUCGCCUUUCAGCUGAGAAACCCAGUCCACAAUGGCCAUGCUCUGCUGAUGACGGACACACGUCGCCGAUUAGAGGAACGUGGCUAUCAAAGGCCUGUGUUGCUUUUGCAUCCUUUGGGUGGCUGGACCAAAGAUGAUGAUGUGCCUCUGGACUGGAGGAUGAAACAGCACGCAGCCGUGUUAGAGGAGGGCAUUCUAGACCCAGACUCCACCAUAGUGGCCAUCUUUCCCUCACCCAUGAUGUAUGCCGGACCUACUGAAGUCCAGUGGCAUUGUCGUGCAAGGAUGGUAGCCGGUUCUAACUUCUACAUCGUGGGUCGUGAUCCUGCUGGAAUGCCACAUCCGGAGUCAGGGCAGGACUUGUAUGAUCCAUCUCAUGGGGGUAAAGUUUUGUCCAUGGCCCCUGGACUGACAUCUGUGGAAAUCAUCCCGUUUAGAGUGGCCGCUUACAAUAAGACCAAGAGGGGAAUGGACUUCUAUGACAAAGACAGGCAUGCUGACUUUGAGUUUAUUUCCGGGACCAAGAUGCGCAAGCUGGCUCGAAGUGGAGAGAAUCCUCCUGAUGGCUUCAUGGCUCCAAAAGCCUGGAAGGUCCUGACUGAUUAUUACAAUUCCCUGCAGAAACAGCAGUGAUGACAAAUAACCCAACCCAUCAGGAGCACCAUUACAAUAUAUUCCAACACACUGAAAACCUCAGAAGAUCACAGUUUUGAAGUAAUAUGUGGUCUACACUGAGAAUACCUCCGUACGGUGAAACAGUUUAAGACAUUGAAUAAUGAAUGUUCACUUAAAAUUACCUUUGGACUAGAAGGUCAGAUCAUGGGAAUUAUCAGGGUACAGCUACACAUUAUGCCUGGCCAUAAGGUAGCAAAAGUGGUUGUGAUUUCCUGUGAAUAACUCUUUCAUUACAGGUAGGUAAAUGUAGGUAGAUAUUUCUCAACUGUGAAAUUGUAACUAAAGUGCCUUAAACCGGACCAAGUGAUUGCCUAUCCCAAAGAGAUUAAAUUAUUAGAAAUGUGCCUUGUAUGCUUUGGAUACAUGGGAAUGAGUUGGAAUCUAAAUGAACUCUUUAUAUCAGAGAAGUGUUCUUACAGUUUAAAAUAUAGCUAGAUACAGGAAGAAUUUCACUGUAUUGUAUGUAUCCAGAAGAAAUACAUUUGCAUAAAAUGUUUUUAAGAUUUUUUUCCCCAAAAGGGGUUGGA
Molecule: messenger RNA, 2764 nt
Organism: Triplophysa rosa
Lineage: Eukaryota; Metazoa; Chordata; Actinopteri; Cypriniformes; Nemacheilidae
Gene: papss2a
Product: 3'-phosphoadenosine 5'-phosphosulfate synthase 2a
Exons: 12
Coding region: 354-2195 (613 amino acids)
Biological process (GO): 3'-phosphoadenosine 5'-phosphosulfate biosynthetic process; sulfate assimilation
Molecular function (GO): adenylylsulfate kinase activity; ATP binding; sulfate adenylyltransferase (ATP) activity
Source: RefSeq, a predicted model, not a curated record